Molecule: messenger RNA, 705 nt
Organism: Rhipicephalus sanguineus (brown dog tick)
Lineage: Eukaryota; Metazoa; Arthropoda; Arachnida; Ixodida; Ixodidae
Exons: 4
Coding region: 211-705 (164 amino acids)
Source: RefSeq, a predicted model, not a curated record
AAUCCGCAGCGUUCUCUUAGUGCGCCCUCCUGCUUUUGUGCGAGUUCUCCGCGUUUCUGCGUACACCGAGUGGAUCGUAUAGUAUACUUGAAUCGGCGAGCUAUACUGUUGUGCAUACAGAGUUUUGUUGUGACUCUACGGGCUCCAGUGCUUCGAGUUUGACUUUCGAUCUGGCUCGGGAUUGACGAAGACAACAGAGAGGUGUCCACCAUGACGAUGGUAGCGCACAUCACCUACACCCGAGAGGUGGAGGAGAAGGAGGAGGUGGAGCGCAUUGCGCCGCGCAACGCCCUGCUCGCCGAUCUGCAGCAGACGACGGCGAGUCUCAGCAACGGCUCGUCGCCUAUGUACUCGAGCAUCAACAGGCCAGGAGCCUUCGGAAAAGACCACAAUAUGAGCCACACCGUCACCACCGAGCGCUACGAUUACAAACCCUCCUCGGACAAGACGUCGCCCAUCUACCAGAACCAGUACAUCGUGCGGGAAGUCACAACGACAACUACGAAUCGGACUUCUUCACCAACAUCACCGCGCAGCCGUCGUCUCUUGGAUGGGGCUGCCAGUCCACCAACUCCGAGGCGCUCGCCCAUUUCCAAUAACCUGUCGGAGCUGGACAACCUCCUGGAAGACCUGAAUACGGCCAAGUUCCCACCCCAAUCACACCUUCACCUCCACUUUCUAGGAGCAGAGCAGCAGCAAACUUAG